AUGAACAAGCAGGUGUUCGUGUACACAUGGAACUAUGGGUCUACGUCUGCGCUAGUGCUGCUUAAUUUCAAGGAAGGGAAGGUUGAGGUUGACCUGGGGGAGGUCAUCGGAGGAGUAGCAGGGUACACUAAGGAGGCAAUCGGACUGGAGGCGAAAGUCACUCUAAGGGGCUAUGAGGCGUGGGUGUAUGUCCGGGAGGCGUUGUUGAAUUGA
This is a messenger RNA of Suillus bovinus, 213 nucleotides long. RefSeq lists its product as uncharacterized. The transcript is spliced from 2 exons. NCBI's taxonomy places the organism in Eukaryota, Fungi, Basidiomycota, Agaricomycetes, Boletales, Suillaceae. The record is from RefSeq and is a predicted model, not a curated record. The coding region runs from base 1 to 213 and encodes 70 amino acids.